AUGGGAAGGAAGCGCAAGAACGCUGAGCGGACCGAGACCUCCAACGAACCUCCAUUAAAGAGGCGGCCCUCAACAACGCCUUUGCCUGAUGGUGUUCAUCAUUACCAGAAUAUCGAUGAAGUUCCGUGGGACAUUCAGAAGUAUUGGCAUCAGGGCUACUCAAUAUUUUCAAAGUAUGAUGACGGCGUCUGGAUGACUGACGGCUCAUGGUAUGAAGUCACCCACGAGUCGGUCGCAAAUACUAUUGCACAACACAUGGCAGAAGCUGCGCCAGCGGGGAAAUCAAUCAUCUUCGAUGUCAUGUGUGGCGUAGGGGGAAAUACAAUUGCAUUUGCUCUUUCCGGGAAAUGGAAACGGGUCUACGCGAUUGAGAAGGAUGCUGCCACUCUAGCCUGCGCGAAGCACAAUGCCGAGAUAUAUGGCGUUGCUGAUCGAAUCACCUGGUUUCAUGGGGACUGUUUCGAGAUUCUAGGUUUGGAUGAGUCCAAGAAAGCGAAUACUGUGGAGGCGCUUAAGGCGAUCGCGGCCAAUUAUGGUGUCAUUUUUGCCAGUCCCCCUUGGGGAGGUCCCGGAUACCGAGAAGCGGAAGUCUUCGACCUCGACACCAUGCAGCCAUAUUCUUUCGGCUAUCUCUACGAAUCCCUCAAGAAGCUGACGCCUAAUGUGGUACUCUACCUGCCGAGAACUAGUGACCUGCGGCAAAUCGCGAAAGUUGUUGGAGAGGACAAGAAGACUCAAAUUGUGCAUUAUUGCACCAAGGGCAGUAGCCGGGCCUUGUGUGCAUACCUGGGUGACUGGGGAUCGCUGAAAUUGGGAGACUUGUGA
Messenger RNA from Cladophialophora psammophila CBS 110553, 825 nucleotides. RefSeq lists its product as uncharacterized. Gene Ontology annotation, cellular component: nucleus. Lineage: Eukaryota; Fungi; Ascomycota; Eurotiomycetes; Chaetothyriales; Herpotrichiellaceae. Bases 1 to 825 code for a protein of 274 amino acids. Gene Ontology annotation, biological process: 7-methylguanosine RNA capping; 7-methylguanosine cap hypermethylation. The transcript has 4 exons. Gene Ontology annotation, molecular function: RNA cap trimethylguanosine synthase activity. The record is from RefSeq and is a predicted model, not a curated record.